Naegleria fowleri is the source of this 906-nucleotide messenger RNA. RefSeq lists its product as uncharacterized. Lineage: Eukaryota; Heterolobosea; Eutetramitea; Acrasida; Naegleriidae. The record is from RefSeq and is a predicted model, not a curated record. The transcript has a single exon. Gene Ontology annotation, molecular function: protein binding. Bases 1 to 906 code for a protein of 301 amino acids.
AUGCUUCAAUCUCCUCUUUCUCACUCCACUGGGAGUCAUUCUCCUUCUUCCAUCAAAGUCGGAGACUCAGUUUUGUUUCAUUACAGAAUUUCUGCUCUAACACAAGAUCGUUCCGAAUGGGAAACGAUAGAAGACUCAUUCGAGAUAGACAAGCCCCUUCUAAUUGUAAUUGGAAAACAACAAACUCAAUUUAAAGAAAUUGAAGAGAAAUUAAUUGGCUUGACAGUCGGAGAGUCGACUGAAUUUGAGUCCGAAAAAGAUGCCAUUAGAUAUUCUAUAAAUCUUCAAUUAUUGAAAAUUAUCCAAACGAACAAUAUUUCCAAUACAGACUGGGAUAUGAACGAAACAGAAUUGUACAAUCUAACCCUUUCUAAAAAGGAGGAAGGGAAUAUAUUCUUUUCUCAAGGAAAGUAUAUUUCCUCAUCAAGGUGUUAUAGAAAAGGAAUUAAAUUGCUAAGAAAAAUUGAUAAAAGUAAAUGGGAUGAGGAAGAUAGAAAGAUAAGAGACCUUCUUAUAACAUUAUUUAACAACUUGUUAACAUGUGAAAUGAAACUGAAAAGAUAUGGCAAUGUUGUGAAAUUCAGUACGGAAUGCAUUGAAAACAUUGGAGCCAAUGUAAAAAGCUAUUUCAAGAGAGCAGAGGCUCACAUGAGCGAGGGAAACUUUUCUUUGGCCAUACAAGAUUUCAAGCAAGCACAACAACUCUUGUCCACCAUAAGCCCAAACGACAACAUUGCAAUUAUUAGUAAGAUAAUUACUGGCUCAGCAAAGACAAACACCACCGAUUCAGUUGAACUGUACAAGCAAAUGUCAAAUCUUAUUGAAUCGGAGUUUAACAAGUGUCGCAAAUUGGAGACUGAAUACAAUCAAAACAUGAAAAAUAUGUUUAAAAAUAUAUUUCAAUAA